Molecule: messenger RNA, 3750 nt
Organism: Thunnus maccoyii (southern bluefin tuna)
Lineage: Eukaryota; Metazoa; Chordata; Actinopteri; Scombriformes; Scombridae
Gene: mmd2a
Product: monocyte to macrophage differentiation-associated 2a
Exons: 7
Coding region: 984-1703 (239 amino acids)
Cellular component (GO): membrane
Molecular function (GO): pore-forming activity
Source: RefSeq, a predicted model, not a curated record
UGCAUUUAGACCCUCAUUUAGGGAGUUCAAAUGCACAGAAAAUAUAAUUUAACAGUAAACUGGAUAAUGAAAAUGAAAAAUACAAAUAAUAAGUCUGCUCCAGUGUUUUUGAGGGGGAUUAUGGGGACAUUUGGGGAGCUUGAACUUCUAAAAUUGUGAAACAGCCCCGUGACACACUGUUGCAGACAAAUCCUGAACAUUGCUCACUUUCCAGAGGUAAAAACAUUUCCCUCGUGUGAUUACAUGAUUUCUCUCCCCUGCAUAUGAAAGUACAGGCUGCAACAAAUUGUAGAAAACCCUCUCAAAUGAAUGGCCACGUGCACAAUGUAACACUCCACAAAACCUUCAUAGUCUUUUUUUUUUUUUAAUUAUUUAAUCACAUUUGAUGCCUUAACUUCACCUUUCAUUCUCUUUUACUGUAUGUUCCGUUCAAGUUUCUACUGCAACAUAAAGGUUCGUAUGUGACACAUGUUGAAAGUGAAAAGUGAGGCAUGAGAAAGAGUUGUUGUGCUGUGGGGAGGGGUGACUGUUUGCUGCGGGUGUGUUAUCAUCAGCCAGGAGAGGGGAAAGGGGAGGGGAGGAGAGGAGAGGAGGGGUUACAAGCCCAGUCCCGCGGAACAUCCUGCAAACACAUCUGAGACUCGGAACAAAACUCUGUACAGUUUCUCCCCCUGCGUGCUGAGAGACGCACCGCCUCCACCGCAGCUCUCGUGUUCCUGCCGGCAUGGCUCGUCGUUUGAUCUCCAGAGAAGUGCCAACACUUUAGAUAAAGUCGUGUAGUUGUUGUUGCUGAACAGUUGACCGACUCUGCAGGUCGUUGCCCCUAGCCUGCUGGACUUAUGUGUUUAUGUUUGGACGCGCGUCGGUGGGACAUCCGGAAUGGGGAAUCCGUAGGAGGAGACGACGCUCGCUGGUGUGCUGUCUGUAGAUAGAGCGCGAGCGCACCAACGCGCGCGCGCACAACAAACGCACAUACGCACGAGAUGGACUUGAAGAAGACAAAAUUUGGAAGGUUCAUGAACUGCAGGGUGCCAGCCAGUAAGAGAUACCAGCCUACUGAAUACGAACAUGCUGCAAACUGUGCCACACACGGGUUCUGGAUCCUCCCGAGUCUCUUGGGUGGGUCUGUCCUUUACUUCCUAUCUGUGGACCAAUGGCAUCGUGUUGCUGCCUGGCUCUAUGGGAGCGGUCUCACUGGCCUGUUUGUUACCUCAACACUCUUCCACACCGCUACUUGGAAAAUCAGCCACCUCCGGAAGGUGGAGCAGCGUUUCCACAUGUGUGACAGAAUGGCCAUUUACUUCUUCAUCGCAGCCUCCUACUCUCCCUGGUUGAUGCUGAGGGAGCUUGGGCCCUGGGCGUGUCACAUGCGCUGGCUGAUCUGGGUCAUGGCUUGCAUAGGAUCCAUGUAUGUCUUCUUUUUCCAUGAGAGGUACAAGCUGGUAGAGUUGCUGGGAUAUGUGGCCAUGGGAGCUGUUCCUGCUUUGGUCAUCCUGUCCAUGGUGGACCGUGCAGGUGUGUGUGAACUGGCUGUGGGAGGUGUCUUCUAUGUGGUGGGCGUGGUCUUCUUCAAGAGCGAUGGCCUUGUUCCGUUCGCCCACGCCAUCUGGCACCUUUUCGUUGCAAUAGGAGCAAGCAUUCACUAUUACGCCAUCUGGAGGUACCUGUACGUACCCGGACCUCUGCUACAGACAUCGAGGUGACUCACCGCUCCCACCUGAGAUCACAUGGUUCCAAGUGACUGACCAAGAAGAGUGUAUUUCACAAGAUCACUGUGUUUUGACUACAGCUAACCUGACUCAUGAGGCUACACCCGGAGAGAUGGUGCUGAGAUGAUCUGACUGCUACGAAUCAGAUGAAAUUCUCCCCAGCUGGGACCAAACACUCUUACUGUCUAACUAAAAGUCACUUCAACAUGUUAAUUAUAUAACAGACUGACCAGUGAACAUUUAGCUUGACUGAACCAAACUUGUGACGACUGAUAACAAGGUAUCAACUGCAGUAUGAGACUAGUUAUUUUCACAGGGAUGUGCCAAUCAAACUGGUCUGACCGGCUAGAUGGACCGCCAAUCAAUAGAGACAGAGAAGAGAUUUAGAAUUAAUCUUCCAUUUGUGUUCAUUGCCUCAGACGUUUGCACAGAUAUGGCAACACAUAUGCCAGGAAGAUUUUGUCCAGUUAAAAGAAUAGGUUAAAAUUUUAGGAACUGCGCUUAUUCGCUUUCUCGCUAGGCGUUAAAUGAGAUGAUUGAUACCACUCUCGUUACAUAUGAAGCUGUAGCCAGUAGAUGUUUAGCUUAGCUUAGCAUAAAAACAGUAAAUGGAGGGAAACAGUUAGCCUGGCUCACUCCAAUUUAAUCAAAAUCUGCCUACUAGCAAAUCUUAAGUUCACUAAUUAAAAUGCUUUAUCUCAUUUAAUUCAUGCAAAGUAUAAAAACAACAUGUUGCUGUUUUAUGAACAGUUUAAUACACAGGACUAUUUGUUAACUGAGUUUAUCAGUGAUUUCCUGAAGUCUCCAUUGGUUGUCAGGAAGUCACAGCUGCUGCGAGCUAAGCUGACCAACUGCUGCCAUCGAUCUUCUCAUCUAACUCUCUGCAAGAAAGCAAAUAACUUAUUUUCCAAAAAUGUUGAACUAUUCCUUUAUGCACACUUCUCUGUAACUGAACUAACAACAUACUGUCUGUGACUACAACGCCUAAACUAAGCUAGGCUAGUAAACUCUAACCACAAGUGACGUGCCAAAACUUAGCAUACAGGCAUUCCUUUAUAUUGGUGCUAAUCUUGUAUUUAAAUCAGUGUCACAGUUACGGAGAUUUUAAUUUACUUUUGUCCAUUUUUGCAUAGCCACAUUAUAUGAAAAUACAGAGUCGGCACCACAGCCAACAAGCUUUCAGUAAAAUAUGUUAAUGCUUUAGGUUGGGGCUAUUCUUUUUAGAUGUUACGGUUUUAGACGGUUUCUCUGAGAGUAACUGAACUUUAAAUUCUGUGUUCAACAUCUUUACUGCCACUGGUUUUAUAAACCAAACAUACUAAUUUUGGUUGACUUUGACUACUUUAAGCACACAAUCAACAAAUAGAGUUAAUAACACUGGUGGAACACACUAGUGCAAUUAAAACCAUAUAAUUAAAACUCAAACAAGUUGACCUUUGUUGUUGUGGAUAACAGGGCUCAGUAGAACUGGCCUGGUUGUGACUCUGUUGUGAUUUAUAAUCAUUAUGAAUCAGCAACAAAAUAUAUUCUCAUAAUUUUCUGUAAUGUGAUUUGAAAGAGGAAAAUUCCAAUCUAAAUAAUUCACGUAACACUGACCAAUGCAUUCUAGGUCAAAUGUUAAAUCAUAAAGAAUGGUUGCCAGAAAUGUAGUCUAUCCUCACACAAUACUUUUUGUCAAGAUUAUAUGCAUUGAUUAUCUUGUUUAGAGGACUAUGACUGUCAGCUAUUUUGUUUAAAUGAUGCACUCUUAUCCUUGAGCACUUUUCUAUCAACAAAUAUAAUUUCCUGAAACCUUCCAAAUGACAGAAUUAACAUGUGGACAUGUUAUACAUGCAGAUUAUAUAUGCAAACUUCCAUUUUUACUUCUAUACUUUGUCUCUACUGUAUAGAUCACACUGUCAGGUUUUCCCUAACCUGUCGCAGUUAAAUGGCUUCUGUUUUAACUUUCAGAAAACAGAGCACUUACUCAGGAAGUAAGCUUUUUUUUUGUAAAUCAGAUCUAUUUUGUAUAAAUGUAUUUCUGAGAAAUCACUGUAUUAAA